CUUCAAGUUGCUCAAACGAGAAGCACAAAUCUUUGUGUAUCGGCUUAUGGUUUUGCUGUUUUCUGGAAUUUCAGUGUGAAGAUGGCAGCUCCUCCAAACCCUACUGACGGAAAUCCCCAGAAUCCAGUUCCGGAGGUGGUAAAGCCAACGGUUGAUGAUCAACAAGAUGCCAACAAAGCGGAUGCCAAGGAAACAUCAAUAUUUGUCAAUACAGAACCAAUACGAGAGGAACAAGUGCAGAAUGCUGUGAAGUUCCUUUCACACCCUAAGGUUAAGGGAUCUCCUGUUAUGUAUAGACGGUCUUUUCUUGAGAGGAAGGGACUUACGAAGGAGGAGAUAGAUGAAGCAUUUCGACGUGUUCCUGAUGAAUCCCCUAGUCUUUCAACUACUCAGGCGGCUGUCGCAAAUCAAGGUGGCCAGUCACAGCCUAUAUCGAACAUUCAAGCACAACCGCCAACUCAAUAUCAGCAACCUGCAGCAGCUGCUCAAGCUGCUCCGGAUUCUAAAUUGGGGACCUUGACAUCAUCACGGUUCCAUUGGUCACAUGCUCUUCUUGCCGUAGGAGUUCUUGCUAUCUCAGGAGCUGGGACAGCUGUAGUUUUUAAGAAUGCUGUUGUUCCUAGAUUGAAAUCUUGGAUACGUAAAGUUGUUCAUGAAGAAGGAGAAGAGGACCUUGCAAAGAAAGCCGAUGCAAAACCAACACUAGCUGAAGAAGCUGCUGCUGCUGCAAAAGCUGCAGCGGCAGCAGCAUCAGAUGUUGCACGUGCCAGCCAGGAGAUGUUGCUAUCAAAAACUGAAGAGAAAAGAUACUUUGGGGAACUCAUGAGUCUCUUGGACAUGCAAGUACAGGAAAUGAAAUCGAUGAGUAACUCAAUAAAGAAGUUGGAAGGUAGACAAAGCAACAUUCCAGGGCGAGAAGUUCAAGUCACGAGCUCAAGGCCGUCUUAUGCAAAUGGCAGUAGGGCAGACCACGACUCACGCUCAGUAAGAUCCUUGUCACCACCACCUGCAUCUGUAGAACCACCCCACCCAAAAUCUUAUAUGGAGAUCAUGGCUAUGGUUCAAAGAGGCGAGAGGCCUCCCAACAUCCGAGACAUCAAUGAUCUGCCACCAAACCCUGACCAACCUGUAUCAAAUCCUCGCUUAGCACCGAAACCAAAGCCUUGGGAGGCUGCGCAAUCACAGGGAAGCUCAACCUAUCCUCAUGAAAACAACAAUGGACUUAAUUCCUCUGGUCAAGAUAACGGGUAUGGGCCAUCUGCAUCUGUCUAUCAGUCUAACGGGGAUAGUUCGGCUCCUUGGUGGCAACAAAAGAAUGUACGAAUCACUGAAGCCGAACCAGAAGAGAACAAGACAGGCCGUCCCAGUGAGAGACCUGUCCAACGACCUGCGUGGGUGCCACCACAGCCACCUCCUGUAGCAAUGGCAGAAGCAGCAGCCGCCAUCAGGCAGCCGAAAAAAUCACCCUUUGAAAAGGAACAACAAUUGACAGAUGAAGAGUUCCUAGCGCGUUCAGCAGAGGUGACCGACGAGUUACAGAGGGUGACCAAGUUAUCUGAAUCAGGCGGUGUAUCGGAUAUCGGUGGAGGGAGUUCGGUAGUUACAAACACAAGUGAGAUACAAAGAGAGGAAGAUGGAUCGUAUUACGAGGCUUAACGAUCUCCCCUGCUUGAUUCGAAGGUAUCUUUAUCUGUUCAUUAUAUUAAGAAUAAAUAAUAGUACAAGUAGCUUAAUACAUAUGAAUUGUCUUUGCAAACUUAACUUGAAAAUUACCUUACCUAUCUUUUGAUGAAAAACAAAAAACUCUUCAUGGUUGGUUUCUUUCAGAAUUUUGUAAAUUUAUGUAGAAAAUGAUAAGUUUCUGGAGCUAGAGCCAGAUACAGGUUUGAUGAUUCGUGUCUAGUUGACAUGGACUCCAAGAACAAAAGAGGUGUUUAAAUAAAAAUAGAGGAGGUUUUC
Molecule: messenger RNA, 1959 nt
Organism: Cynara cardunculus var. scolymus (artichoke)
Lineage: Eukaryota; Viridiplantae; Streptophyta; Magnoliopsida; Asterales; Asteraceae
Product: peroxisomal membrane protein PEX14
Exons: 12
Coding region: 82-1656 (524 amino acids)
Biological process (GO): protein import into peroxisome matrix, docking
Cellular component (GO): peroxisomal membrane; peroxisomal importomer complex
Molecular function (GO): signaling receptor binding
Source: RefSeq, a predicted model, not a curated record